AUGGCUUCAAUUAUUGACGUUAAGUUCGAGCACUACCAGGGAGACGCACUUGGGGUUCAAGAACUCAAACCUCGAAUCUCAUGGCGUUUCCAGGACACGCCCACUGACUUUCAACAAAAAGGCUACGAAGUUGAACUGUCAGAGAUUUCAUUAGACUCGCAGUUCGUUCUACUUGAGAAUGUCAAGUGCAAGUCCUCGCUUUCUUCGCUGGUCCCCUGGCCGCUUUCUCAACCUCUGAAGUCGCGGCAGAAGGUCUCUAUUCGAGUUAGAGCCUGGGAUGAAAACGGAUACUCGACGCCAUGGAGCGAGCGACGUAAAAUAGAAACAGGCCUUCUGGUUCGCAGUGACUGGAAAGCUGAUCGAAUCGUUGCACCUUGGGGUACGGUCCUCGAACCCCAGCCUGAGCAGUUAUUUCGCAGGGAAUUCUCACUCAAAGGGCAAGUCAGUGAAGCCCGCCUUUAUAUAACCGCUCAGGGGGUGUACGAAGCAGAGAUAAAUGCCCAACGAGUCGGCGACUACUUCCUUGCUCCUGGUUGGACUUCUUACGACAGCAGAAUUCAGUACCAGACCUACGACGUGAAAUCUUUCUUGGAGAGCGACAAGAACUGUAUUGGAGUCCGCAUUGCUGAAGGCUGGUUCUGCGGUCGUAUCGGCUUUGAAGGAGGCCAUCGCAAUAUCUGGGGUCCACACCCUGCAUUGCUAGCUCAACUUGAAAUUAAGUAUGUCGACGGGCAAGUUGAGAUCAUAGCGUCAGACCAUUCGUGGAAGGUCAGGAAGGGACCUAUACAACUCGCAGAGCUUUACGAUGGUGAAAAGUAUGAUGCUACACAGGAAGUCCCAGGUUGGAGUUAUCCAUCCACUGGUAGUGAUGAAGGUUGGGAGACUGCCUUGGUAAUGGAACCAUUACCCGCUUCCAUCGAGCUCACUGCUGGUUUCGGAGAGCCAGUCAGGCGCGUGGAGGCGAUCAGACCUGUCCAUAAGAUUGUAACACCUUCCGGUAAAAUUGUUCUUGACUUUGGCCAAAACCUGGUUGGUUACUUGAGGCUCCGAAAUAUCAAAGGUCCUCGAGGUCACAAAAUUGUUCUCUCUCAUGCCGAAGUCCUAGAAAACCAUGAGCUUGGAACCAGGCCCCUGAGAAUCUGUCAAGCGAUCGACACUUAUACACUUAAAGGAGAUGAGCAGGGUGAAUCAUAUGAACCUCGAUUCACUUUCCACGGGUUCCGUUACGCGCAAAUCGACGGCUGGGUCAGUGAGCAUGACCUGGAGACAUCUAUUGAGGCCGCUGUCUGUCAUACAGACAUGAAAAAGGCCGGCACAUUCUCCUGUUCCGACCCGCUCCUCAACAAGCUUUAUCAAAAUAUCUGCUGGGGGAUGAGAGGCAAUUUUCUGUCGGUACCAACUGAUUGCCCUCAACGCGAUGAGCGAAUGGGAUGGUCUGGUGAUCUAGCUUUGUUUGCACCUACUGCAACUUUGAUCUAUGAUUGCUUUAGCAUGCUCAAGAACUGGUUUGUUGAUGUCAAACAUGAGCAGAGAACUUUGGGUGGUGUCCCAUCAAUGGUUACGCCUAAUGCGACGCUCCCAGAUCCUGUUUGGUGCAGAAGAAUUCCAUGUGCCAUUUGGCACGACGUUACAAUAUUAGGCCCUUUUGCUCUUUACGAAGAAACAGGGGACAUUAAUAUCUUGAGCCAACAAUACUCCAGUAUGACAACAUGGAUCAGAAAAAUACCACGAAACUCAAUAGGUACCACGCAUUUGUGGAAUAACAAUAUAUUCCAACUUGGUGAUUGGCUUGACCCAGCUGCUCCGCCCGAUGCGCCCUGGAAAGGAGCCACUGAUGCAAAAAUGGUUGCUAAUUGUUUCUUGAUUCAGAGUCUGGAUCUAAUUGCUCGUGUCGCUGGUAUCCUAGGUAGAGAUACUGACCAAGAUGAAUUUACGAAGGAAGCUCAGAAUGCAAAGAAAGAUUUUCAAGCAGAAUACGUGACUCCGAAUGGCCGUAUGGUGUCCGAUUCCCAAACAGCCUAUGCCUUGGUCAUAUGCUUUAAUUUGCUAUCUCCUUCACAGACAGAAAGAGCUGGACGGCGCUUGGAAGAGCUAGUUCGGAAAAAUGAAUUCAAGAUCGGCACUGGCUUCGCGGGCACACCCUACAUAUGCGAAGCGCUGGUACGUACUGGACAUACACAGGUAGCAUUCUCAAUGCUUCUCGAGAAGAAUUGCCCAUCUUGGCUUUAUCCAGUCACAAUGGGCGCAACUACUGUGUGGGAAAGAUGGGAUAGCAUGCUACCAGACGGUACCAUCAAUCCUGGGGAGAUGACUUCCUUCAACCAUUAUGCUUUUGGCAGUAUCGCAAAAUUCAUGUAUGAGAGAGUUGCGGGCUUACAACGACUGGAAUCUGGUUGGAAAAGAUUCCGAUUCGCCCCUCGUAUAGGUGCUGAGUUUUCACAGGCAUCUGCAUCUCACAUUACUCCUCAAGGAACAAUUGCUUGCUCUUGGGAAACUAAUGCUUCAGCAGACGGGUUGCACACAAUAAAGAUGAAAGUAUCUGUACCGCACAACACAAUUUGUGAGAUUGUCAUACCUGAUGACUCGGUCGGUGAAACAGAAAUUGUUAGCCAUGGAGAGUGGUCAUUCAAGAGAACCUUCAGUAGAGAUUACGAAUGGCCGGUUCCAAUCCUACCUCCAAAGGCGUGA
This is a messenger RNA of Talaromyces amestolkiae, 2688 nucleotides long. RefSeq lists its product as uncharacterized. The coding region runs from base 1 to 2688 and encodes 895 amino acids. The record is from RefSeq and is a predicted model, not a curated record. Lineage: Eukaryota; Fungi; Ascomycota; Eurotiomycetes; Eurotiales; Trichocomaceae. The transcript has 2 exons. Gene Ontology annotation, biological process: carbohydrate metabolic process.